AUUUGAUUCGAACUGAAGAUCGAAAUAUUACAAAAUUUGAUUAUAAUUCAUUUGAAGAUAUCAAACCAAUUGUGAGGGGAGGAUUUGGUUUAGUCAAUCGUGCCUAUUCGAAAGUUUUAAAAAAACACGUUGCAUUAAAAUAUUUGCAUAAUGAAAAUA
Messenger RNA from Diversispora eburnea, 159 nucleotides. The record is from the annotation of a GenBank genome assembly. NCBI's taxonomy places the organism in Eukaryota, Fungi, Glomeromycota, Glomeromycetes, Diversisporales, Diversisporaceae.